This is a messenger RNA of Chelonoidis abingdonii (Abingdon island giant tortoise), 4760 nucleotides long. It is a transcript of the gene HCFC2, whose product is annotated as host cell factor C2. Gene Ontology annotation, molecular function: transcription coactivator activity; protein binding. Gene Ontology annotation, cellular component: histone methyltransferase complex. Gene Ontology annotation, biological process: chromatin remodeling; regulation of DNA-templated transcription. The record is from RefSeq and is a predicted model, not a curated record. NCBI's taxonomy places the organism in Eukaryota, Metazoa, Chordata, Testudines, Testudinidae.
UGUUUCUGCUCCGCUGAUUUCCGUGGGACUCCGGUUUGUAGCCCUAAGUGUCUGGCGGCAGCUGCUGUUGUGUGGGCUGCAGGCCACUGAGAGAAAAAUCUUCCCUAGAUUUGGGUCCCGCUGGCCAUUAUUUGAACGCCGAGACUGGAUUUACUCCCCCUUCUAAGGCAAAGGAAGUUAAGUCCCCAGGUGUGAUUCUGUCACACCCUCUUGUUUAGCUAGGGAGGGUUGGAUGGAAUUGACCGCGAAGGUGCCUGUUGAGCAACUGGAGAGCAGCUUAUUCCUCUUGUCUCUCCUUCCUCCUCCAAGUUCCACUUGUUCCUUCUGGGCGCAGCCCAAGGUGCUGCAUAUGAAGAGAAAUAGAUCUGGGUUAGAAAAGUGAAUGUGGCUGCAUUGGGAGUUUUUCCAGAUAACCACUCCUGAAGACUAAUUUUAUUCAUGAAAGAUUAAAUGGUGGAACACUUAUUGCACAGAAUCCCAUCCGACUGGGGUAGUUGUGUAGAAUUUCAGUGUGUGACAUAUGAUGGGGAAUAAGCACACUGUUCCGUACGAAUCAAUUUUUGCUACUGCUGGUUGCGAUAAUAAUUAAAGGACAUCCAAGUUGAGAAAAUGAGAGCUAUACCAUCAUUUUACCUCUCUAAAUGCAAGUACUCUAGAAACAUAUACAAAUAGCAAAAAAAAGUGGUAUGAUUUUUGUGAAAGCAUUUUAGCUGGUCAGGGAUUAUGAAAAGAUUUUGAAGGUAGCCCAUUAAGAGAAAAGUUAGGUUCUCUUCUGAGGAAAAUUUUGCCACACCAGCUUGCAAAUAGGACUUUGCUACACUUUAACAUAUGCAGUCAGUUUAAACCCCCCACUUUUUAAAAUGUCCUAAUCUACUAUAUUGUUAUAAAUAAUACAAGAGAUUGGGGAAUGUGUUAUUUACAUUUUACUUUGUGUAUUUACUGUAUUUCUUGUAGAAUUCGUUUAAUAGUUUCCCCUAUUGUGUGCGAGAGAGUGUGUGUGGGGGAGGGGGGAAUCUGAUAGCCAAAAGGGAGAGAAAUAUUUACAAUUAGAAAAUUCAAAUGUACAUGUAUUCCUGGUAGGGGUAAAUAUAAUGAAACUUUUUAACACUGACUAGAUGUCAAAUUUACUGUGUCCCUUUAAAACACUGUAUGGUAGUAAAAGUGUAUGUGACUUUGACUUUUAUUUCAUUGACAGUAGAAAGAUGUCUUUUCUUUGGAAAGAGUCUGUGGAAGUCAGUGAGUUGACUAGUGUGAGAGACUUCUACUAGUUACCUGGGCCAUGUCUUCUCCAAGGAUAAUUGUGAAGAAUUCCCUGCAUUGUUAACAUUAAUUCAGUUUCUGCACCAGUCUAGUUAAACUUUGUGAUAGCAGGGUUAGAUGACAUAGUGCUGAAAACAGUGUUAGUAACAGAAACUACAUUUUCACUAAAACUCUGAGUAUUGCUAAAUUCGAUUAAUCUGAACUGGUGUUGGCAAUAAUGGGAAUUUUUUUCAAAAGGUUCUCUAGUGUCGACAGGGACAUAGAGGGUGUGAUCUAGAACUUAGUAUAACUGUAUAGGAAGCCAGAACUAUUACUGUUGUGUGAGCUUGGGCAUGACAGUUACCCACUUUAACCUUGUAUGCUUGAUCUGGGACAGUUCCACAGAUUUGUCACCAAAAAGAAUGUCUUAGAUAUGGGAAUUUCCCUCACAUCCUCUACAGUGAAGUCUGAUCCAAAGAAUUAAUUUAACUUGGCCGCAAUGGCUUUGUCUUCCUUGAGUGCUUCUUUAGCAUCUUGAUCAUCCAGUAGCUCCGCCGAUUGUUUGGCUGGCUUCCUGUUUCUGAUGUGCUUAAAAUUUUUACUGUUUGCUAGUUGCUCUGCAGUUUGUUUUUUGGCCUGACUAAUUAUACUUUUACACUUGACUUGCCAGAGUUUAUGUUCAGUAACAUCUGUUUCACAGAGCAGUGAUUGAUGUGUUGUUGUUUCCAUCAAUUGACUUGCUUUUUAUUUUAUAACCUCUUUAUUGUUAUCCUUUCCCAUUCAGAGCCACCUACAGUCAGUAAAGAAUAAAAAGUGUGUCUUAUGUGUCCGUCUUUUGAUGGCAGAGUUGUUAAAAGAGCAUCAAUUCACUCUGUGGGUUUUAAAAAAUAUUUUUUUUUAUACUAUAGCUACAAAUCAGUGGUUUCUUCCUGCUGUUAGAGGAGAUAUUCCUCCAGGCUGUGCAGCACAUGGGUUUGUCUGUGAUGGUACCAGAAUAUUAGUGUUUGGAGGAAUGGUUGAAUAUGGAAGAUACAGUAAUGAUUUAUAUGAAUUACAGGCAAGUCGAUGGCUGUGGAAAAAAGUAAAACCUCAGCCUCCAUCUAUUGGUUCACUACCUUGUCCUCGACUUGGCCAUAGCUUUUCUUUAUAUGGUAACAAGUGUUAUUUAUUUGGUGGCCUGGCAAAUGAAAGUGAAGAUUCAAACAAUAACAUUCCCAGAUAUUUAAAUGAUUUCUAUGAACUGGAGCUGCAACAUGGUUCUGGAGUCAUAGGCUGGAGCAUUCCAAUGACCAAAGGGAUCUUGCCUUCUCCUCGAGAAUCCCACACAGCCAUUGUGUAUUGCAGAAAAGAUUUGGGAAAUCCAAAGAUGUAUAUUUUUGGAGGGAUGUGUGGCUGUCGACUUAAUGACCUUUGGGAGCUUGACAUAGAAACAAUGACCUGGUCAAGACCAGAAACUAAGGGGAUGGUGCCACUUCCUCGCAGUCUCCAUACAGCCAAUGUAAUAGGAAACAAAAUGUAUAUUUUUGGUGGCUGGGUUCCACAGACUGUGGAGGAUGAGAUUUCUGCUCAUGAUGGUGAAUGGAAGUGCACCAGUUCAUUUUCUUAUCUAAAUUUGGAUACCAUGGAAUGGAUAGCUCUAAUCUCAGAUUGUCAGGAAGACAGAAAGAACUUGUUACCCGGGCCAAGAGCUGGGCACUGUGCUGUGGCUGUCGGCACUCGUCUGUACAUCUGGAGUGGUAGAGAUGGUUACAGAAAAGCUUGGAACAAUCAAGUUUGCUGCAAGGAUCUUUGGUAUUUAGAUACAGAGAAACCGCCAGCACCAUCACAGGUACAGCUGAUCAGAGCUACAACUAAUUCUUUUCAAGUAAAAUGGGAUGAAGUUCCUACAGUUGAAGGGUAUCUUCUUCAGUUAAAUGCUGACUCCCCAGUGCCUACAGUGACUGGUGGAAUUGUGGUUCCUGAGACUGCUCUGCUGAAUUCACAAGGAAUCAAGUUGGAUCUUCACAGCCAAACAAAUCACAUGGUUCCUAAUAAUGUACAAGUUACAUCUAAUUCAUUACUAAAACUAGAAGCUAAAGAAAAUAUUACUGAACCUGAAAACAUUACUACACAAGAAGCUACAAAGAAAAACCAUCUAGAUUCUAGAGGAUUCAAAGAGUCAAAUGCCCCCUCACUUUUGCCAGCAUGCACUUUAGGUCCUCAGACUUCAGCAAAUGUAGCUGAAUUACAUGACUUGGACAUACGAACUGUAAAUCCUGAUGCUUCUGUAUCCAGUACUGUCUCCAGCACACAAACUAUGGUAACCCAGCAGGCUGUUAAAACUGAGUCAUCAAGUACAAAUGGGGCAGUUGUUAAAGAUGAAACUUCACUAACAACAUUCAGUUCAAAAUCUGAAGUUGCUGAAACUACUUUUAUAAUGCCUUCAACCAAGGUCAGCACUGGUCACACAAAUAACUCGACUGUGCACUUAUCUAAAACUACUCCACUAAGGCAGAUUGCAACAGUGAAAACAAGAGAACGACAGUGGUACGAUGUGGGAAUUUUUAAAAGCAGCACUGCUUUGGUGGGCCAGUACUUUUUGUUGCCAGAAGAAAAAUCAAGCAUCUCCAACAAGGUGGAAAAUGCAGAUGUCCCAGACUACAGUUUACUUAAGAAACAGGAUCUCUUUCCAGGCACUGUGUACAGGUUCAGGGUUGCUGCAAUUAAUGGCUGUGGUGUCGGUCCUUUCAGUAAAGUCAGUGAAUUUAAAACCUGCAUUCCGGGUUUUCCUGGGGCACCUUCAACAGUCAGAAUCACCAAGAAUGUAGACUGUAUUCAUCUUUCAUGGGAGCCACCUGUUUCACCUUCUGGAAAUAUCUUGGAAUAUUCAGCCUACUUAGCUAUUCGUACCACACAAGUACAUGAAAACCCAAAUCAACUUGUAUUUAUGAAAAUAUACUGUGGUCUUAAAACAUCAUGUAUAGUGACUGCUGCACAGCUUUCAAAUGCCCAUGUUGAUUACACCUCCAGACCUGCUAUAGUGUUCAGGAUUUCUGCAAAGAAUGAGAGAGGAUACGGACCAGCCACACAAGUUCGAUGGCUUCAAGAAAUGAAAACAUCAAGUUCAAAAUAGAAGCACCAUAAUAUGUCAAGUGAUGAAUGUAGUGUUUAACAUUUGUAAUAUUUUGUAAAUCCUCCAAAUAUUUUAUUUUUGCAUUGUUUUUAUCUUAAAUUUAUAGAAACACUUUUUUUUACAUUUUGAACAUCAGCAUUAUGCAGCCUUGCUCAGGUUGAACUACCAUAUAUGGAAAUUCUUAUAGUGAAGAUAAAUAAUUAGAUACUGACUAUCUUCUAUCAACAACCAUUUUGACAAUUAAAGUUUUAACUAUCACUGUCUUUUAAAUCUGAAAUUGACACUUGAAGCAGAAUUAAAAUUUGUUACCAUUGCAGGUGCACAAGAUUAUCUGCCACUUGUGCCAGUUUUCAAAGAUUUCGUGGAGAUUGCCUGUGCUGAAAUGUUAUUGCACAGAUAACUUUGUAAA